CGUCGUCAAGUGGCCUCAGUUCACUUUUUAAGACGCAGCAGUACCGGUAUGAUUGCCACGUCGCCGUACGAAGGCAUCCUCACGCGGCUCGUGGCCCAGCACUUGCACGGGCACCCUGAGCUCAGCUUCCAAGAGGUGCGCACGCAGACGACGCUGCGUGACUUCCUGCUACACGAGGCCAACGUGCCCGCGGCCAAGAUUCAAGCGUGCGCUGGCACGGGUCUCGUCGUCGACUUUGAUGGACCUAUCGACGCGUCGACACCAGGUACUCGUGCGUUGCGCUGCAUUGCCUUUCGCGGCGACAUGGACGCGCUGCCGAUCACGGAGUGCAACCCGCACUUGGCGUACGCGUCGACGGUGGCCGGCGCCGCACACAUGUGUGGCCACGACGGCCACAUGACGUCGCUCGCGGGCCUCGCGUGGUUUCUGCAGCGCGCGACGCUGCCGCCCAACACGCGCGUUCGCCUCCUCUUCCAGCCCGCCGAAGAAGGCCACUUUGGCGCCGUCCAAAUGAUCCAAGAUGGCUGCCUCGACGGCGUCGACGAGGUGUACGGCUACCACAACGCGCCGUUCCGCCUCGGCCACGUGCACGUCAAGCCCGGGCCCAUCAUGUCGCAUGGCUGCAAGUUUGCCAUCUCUGUGAUGGGCCCCGGCGGCCACGGGUCGGCCCCCUAUGCAACGACGGACCCGGUGCUUGCAGCGGGGCACAUCGUGGUGGCGAUGCAGAGCCUCGUGAGCCGCAACAUUCCAGCCGGCGAGAGUGCGAUCGUGACGAUUGCGACCAUCCACGGCGGCGAGGCCGACAACGUCAUCCCGUCGCGCGUCACGAUGACAGGCACGUACCGCGAUUUCAACCCGGCGAUGGCCGACAUCAUCGAGACGCGCAUGCGCGGCAUCGUCGAAAACACGGCGGCGGCGUAUGGAACGAUUGGCCGCAUUACGUUUGACGACUGCUACCCCGUGACCGUCAACGCGCCCGACCAAGCCGGUAUUGUCGCCGACGUGGCGGCGCGCGUGGCGGGCAAGAGCUGCGUGAGCGACGACGGCCUCCCGCUCUGUGCGUCGGAAGACUUUUCGUACUACCUGCAGAAGCGCCCAGGCUGCUUCUUUAUGCUCGGGACCACCGUGGACGGCGAGGAGCAGAACCGGCAGCUGCACAGCGACACGUACGACUUUAACGAUGGCGUGCUCCCGCUUGCAAUCCGCCUCUUCCUCGAGGUCGCCCAAAAUCGCCUGGGCGCUGCUCUCAUGUCGCCCGAGGCCUUGACGAGCAUUUACGAGCCCAAGGGUCAAUGCUGA
Messenger RNA from Saprolegnia parasitica CBS 223.65, 1299 nucleotides. RefSeq lists its product as hypothetical. Bases 49 to 1299 code for a protein of 416 amino acids. The transcript has 5 exons. NCBI's taxonomy places the organism in Eukaryota, Oomycota, Saprolegniomycetes, Saprolegniales, Saprolegniaceae. Gene Ontology annotation, molecular function: hydrolase activity. The record is from RefSeq and is a predicted model, not a curated record.